Molecule: messenger RNA, 876 nt
Organism: Acyrthosiphon pisum (pea aphid)
Lineage: Eukaryota; Metazoa; Arthropoda; Insecta; Hemiptera; Aphididae
Gene: Mpc1
Product: mitochondrial pyruvate carrier
Exons: 3
Coding region: 174-518 (114 amino acids)
Biological process (GO): pyruvate import into mitochondria
Cellular component (GO): mitochondrial inner membrane
Source: RefSeq, marked provisional
AGUCAGUUCUGAGACUAGACGUUGACCUCUAAAACUUCCAAUAAAAUUUUUAUUUCAAUUGAAUAAUAUUAGUUUUACUAAUCACUCAUCAGUAUAACCUUCAAAAUAUUAAACUUUUUCUAGUCAUAAAACCUAUACUUUAUUUUUUUAAAUCACAAAAAGUACAAAAUAAUAUGGCUUCCAUGGGUAAGAAAUUGUUUGAACAACUCAAGAGUAAAGAAUUCCGUACUUAUUUAAUGAGUACUCAUUUUUGGGGUCCAAUAGCAAAUUGGGGUAUACCAAUAGCAGCACUAUCAGAUGUUAGAAAAGAUCCUGAACUAAUAAGUGGUAAAAUGACUGGAGCAUUAUGCUUGUAUUCAAUUGCAUUCAUGAGAUUCGCGUGGAAAGUCCAACCACGUAAUAUGCUUUUGUUUGCUUGUCAUGCAACAAAUGAAGUAGCUCAAGUGGUCCAACUUUCAAGAUUCAUUAAUUAUAAUUAUUUAUCUAAUAAAGAGGAUAAAAAAAGUGAAAUAGCUUAAAUAUUCCAUUUUUUUUUCUUAUUUUGGUAUACGAUACAACAUACGUAAUUUAUUAUUUAAAUCAAAAUUUUAUUGUAAUAGGCAACAUGCAUUUAUAGAAAUGCAUAUUAACUGUUACAUAAUUACAUCUACUUGUUACUAUCGUGAACAAAUGUUGACGAUAUAAUUAUUUAAUUUAGAUAAUGUAUUCAUAUUAUUUGCUCAUUUUGUAUUUCAUUACCAUUGUAAGAAAAUGAGAUAUACUUGGCUGUUUAUAACGAUUACAAAUUGAACUUGUAUACUUUACUUUUAUUUGUUAUAAGGUUUUUUCUUAUGAUACCGUUAUUUAUUUUUAAUAAAUUAUAAUUGUAGCCUUUAA